CUUUUCCGGUAGUCUCUGAAGAUGGCGGACACUGAGCAGAAGAAGAAGCGUACCUUCAGGAAAUUCACCUACAGAGGUGUGGACCUGGACCAGCUGCUGGACAUGUCCUAUGAGCAGCUGAUGCAGCUGUAUAGCGCCAGGCAGAGGAGGAGGCUGAACCGCGGCCUCAGGAGGAAGCAGCAGUCUCUCCUUAAACGCCUCCGCAAGGCCAAGAAGGAGGCGCCACCCAUGGAGAAGCCAGAGGUGGUCAAAACUCACCUGAGAGACAUGGUCAUCCUGCCCGAGAUGGUGGGCUCCAUGGUCGGCGUGUACAACGGCAAGACCUUCAACCAGGUGGAAAUCAAGCCUGAAAUGAUUGGUCAUUACCUGGGAGAGUUCUCCAUCACUUACAAGCCUGUUAAGCACGGUCGUCCUGGUAUUGGAGCCACUCAUUCUUCCCGCUUCAUUCCUCUGAAGUAAAAAGUCGAUGAGUAUGUAAAUAAAAGCCUCC
This is a messenger RNA of Danio rerio (zebrafish), 490 nucleotides long. It is a transcript of the gene rps15, whose product is annotated as ribosomal protein S15. Gene Ontology annotation, biological process: translation. Gene Ontology annotation, cellular component: small ribosomal subunit; ribosome. Lineage: Eukaryota; Metazoa; Chordata; Actinopteri; Cypriniformes; Danionidae. Gene Ontology annotation, molecular function: RNA binding; structural constituent of ribosome. The record is from RefSeq and is marked provisional.